This is a messenger RNA of Carassius carassius (crucian carp), 1122 nucleotides long. RefSeq names its product psychosine receptor-like. The coding region runs from base 72 to 1109 and encodes 345 amino acids. The record is from RefSeq and is a predicted model, not a curated record. Gene Ontology annotation, cellular component: membrane. The transcript has a single exon. Lineage: Eukaryota; Metazoa; Chordata; Actinopteri; Cypriniformes; Cyprinidae. Gene Ontology annotation, molecular function: G protein-coupled receptor activity. Gene Ontology annotation, biological process: G protein-coupled receptor signaling pathway.
AUUGCUAUUCCACUGUGAAGUACAACCAUCACACAGUAAAAAAACAUUUCUUUCUAAAUAGCUGCCUUGAGAUGAACAUAACGGGUGAAUUGAUGAACACCAGCCAGAACAGAUCAGAUGACUGUUACCCAUCAAAUCAUGAGGGCAUGGUAUUUGUAGCCCUUCAUCUGGCUGUGAUCCUGAUUGGCAUCCCAUCCAACAUCUUCUUCCUGUUUGUGUCGUAUCGGCUCAUCCGUCAGAAAAAUGAGCUGGGUGUCUAUCUGUUUAACCUGGCUCUGUCGGACCUCUUGUUUAUCACGUGCUUACCAGUGUGGGUUCGAUUUACUCUUUACGAUGAGUGGCCUCUCAGCAAAACGAUGUGUGUCAUUUGUGUUUUCAUGCUCUGGACAAACUUCUACACCAGUGCUAUGCUUCUGAGCUGCAUUGCUGUGGAUCGCUACUUAGCCAUCGUUUACCCGCUCAGAUUUGCCACUUUUAGAAAACGCAAAAUUGCGGUCAGCAUGAGCAUUGGUGCUUGGAUUUUUACUGUCAUAUUCAACGCAAUCAUUGUGGAUCCAGACAGUAUUUAUGAUGAGGAUGGCCCAAUUUGCUUGGAUAUAUUUCCUUUGCCCCCACAGCAAAGAUUGGUCAACAUUGCUCGUUUUGUAGUAGGCUUCCUCAUUCCCGCAUUGGUGGUGGGUUUCUCUUAUUUGCGGAUAUGUUCAGCCGUGAAGAGAAACCAAAAACUUGGGUCAAUGGAGCGCCGGCACAUCUUCAGGCUUCUUGGAAGCAUUUUGUUGACCCUUUAUUUGAGUUUCGGGCCUGUGCACAUCAUGAUGGUUUUGAGGAUUUUUCUUGAAGACUGUCCGUAUCCCAACUGGCUCUUUAUCGUAUAUAAAGUUAGCGUCUUCCUCCAAAUGCUUAACUGCCUGGCCGAUCCACUUCUCUACUGCUUCAUGAGCAGAACGGGUCAAGCCAGUGCUUCAAAUGUGUUACUCAUCUUAAGGAGACCGUGGAAGAAAGAGUGUCAAAAAGAGAUGGUACAACAAAACAACCAAUUUCUUGGAGCUGGUUCUGUUCCGAUCACAAAAGCACCUUUUAGGACUGAAUUUAGCACUGACCGCUUGUGAUUGGAUCAUGUCG